AUGAAGACACCCCUCACAUCAAUCGGAGCCGAAGGUUUUGAUACUAUGUUGUAUUCCAGGGGCGUCCCGCUUGUCAGCCCAACAGCUUCCGAGCGUGAAACGAUUGGGAGGCUACCAUUCCUUGACACGACUAGUGCAGUGGAAGAAGAUUCAAUCAAUCUAACGAAAAGGGUUCUCAAAAUGGCCAUCGGAACAACGUCCAUUGGGACAAGCCAAGAUCAUCCGAUUCUAGCACCUCGACCUGAAGCAGCUACCAGGACAUCUAGUACCCAGGCCAACGUGGCUCCCGGAGCCACUGUGAGCAAGCCGAAUAGUCCAGCAGGUAUCCCGAGGCUCAACAAAUUUGUGCGACGCCUUUAUGAUAUGCUUGAAGCAGAAAAAAGCUCUGGAUUGGUGGAAUGGCGCAAAGGUCUCCUUGUCUUGUACUCAACAGAUGUCUUUGCAAAGAAGCUGCUCCCAAAAUACUUCAGCACUCAAAACUUCAAAACAUUUCGAAGACAGCUGAACUAUUACGGCUUCGUACACGUUAGGAGUUUCAGUACAUCAUCGUCAUCAUCAACAACAGCAUUAUGGGUGAACCGUUCCUUAGCCCAGGAAGGCAUGCCGAAUGACAUAUCUGCUGUCCUUCGACUCAAGAGAGUUGAACCGUGUGAAGGAGCAAAGACUGCAGAGGGACGUCGUCAUCGCAAGGAGAUGGCAAUUUCUACCGUUGAAGAAGAUAUUGGCGUCAGCGCAAGAUCCUUGGAACUGGAACAAAUCCAGACAAAUGCACUGCAUGAUCAUUCAACAGACCAUUUGUUUCACUCGAUCCCUCACCUCCUGUCUCUAGAAUCAGAAUGCAACUCUCGACAGAAACAAAAAGAAAUCCUUGACCUAUCAGUUCCGCUUACUGCCGAUGAGAAAUUCAAGGAUGCGAAGGUUGCUGAUCAAAGUGGGACCAAGCUUCACGAUUCACAGAAUGAUUGCUACGAUCCGACAAGUGCAACAGCAGCAACACUGUUGCUAAUGUUGUCAAGGGGUUAG
Molecule: messenger RNA, 1023 nt
Organism: Cylindrotheca closterium
Lineage: Eukaryota; Bacillariophyta; Bacillariophyceae; Bacillariales; Bacillariaceae
Source: the annotation of a GenBank genome assembly